UUUAUCAUUUAAUAUUAUACAUCAACAUGCCAGUUGUUUUGGAAUGUAAAUCACCGCUAUUCCUAUACACAGAGGAUGAUGUGAAUAAAAUUUUGGAAAAUCACGGAAAGAAACUGAAGGACUUGGAAGUCGAUUUGGUAUCAAUCAAGGAGUGGUUUAAAACGCAACCGCAUAUUCCGAUAACACCCAGCGAUAGACUAAUAAUAUUCUUUAUGUUAAUGAAUAAGUUUUUGAUCGAGAAAACUAAAUCCAGAUUGGAAAUGAACUAUUCCAUUCGCAAUGUAAUGCCUGAGUUGUAUUGUCUCAGUCCAUUACAUCCUAAAAUCCGAGAAUCCCACAGAUAUUUUAAAGUUAUAGGAAUGCCAAAAUUAACAAAAGGUUUACGAAGACUUUGCAUCAUAAAGUACUUUGAUGAUGUUAGUUUCAAUAUAACUACUAUAAUUUCACGUACAAUCAUGAGUAUGGAAAUCUUCGCAUUAUAUGAUAUCAAUAAUGGAAAUGAAUAUAUUUGUGAUUAUACGAAUGUGAACCUCUCGCUGAUUAGUAAAAUUAAACCCACCGAUAUAAUGAAAUUGAUGAGGCUCUCAGAUGUAAGCAUAAAUAAAGUGUAUGCAAACCGAUUUUCUGUUGUACAUUUUAUUAAUGUGUCAGCCGCUGGAGAAACGCUGUUUAAUAUGUUUAAAAUGUGUAUGAAACCUAAGUUACGACAAAGGAUGCUUGUUCACAAAAAUAUUGAGUCGUUGAAAGAAUUUUAUAGUCUGGACAUGUUGCCGAAAGAUUAUGGUGGAACUGCUAAAAGCUUAGAUGAAAUUUCAGAAGAUUUUCAAGAAUUUUUAGAAAGUUACGAUGAAUAUUUAUCGAAAUGGAUUAAAAUUCGUGUCGAUGCAAAAUUAAGACCUGAACCACUAGUUAAUGAUGAUAUUCUUGGUUAUUAUGGAAAUUUUAAAAAGCUUGAUGUUGAUUAAAAUGAAUAUCUUGUA
Molecule: messenger RNA, 980 nt
Organism: Nicrophorus vespilloides
Lineage: Eukaryota; Metazoa; Arthropoda; Insecta; Coleoptera; Silphidae
Exons: 7
Coding region: 27-965 (312 amino acids)
Cellular component (GO): membrane
Molecular function (GO): phosphatidylinositol bisphosphate binding
Source: RefSeq, a predicted model, not a curated record